Pundamilia nyererei is the source of this 3470-nucleotide messenger RNA. Its product is annotated as polymeric immunoglobulin receptor-like. NCBI's taxonomy places the organism in Eukaryota, Metazoa, Chordata, Actinopteri, Cichliformes, Cichlidae. The transcript is spliced from 11 exons. Bases 1 to 2277 code for a protein of 758 amino acids. The record is from RefSeq and is a predicted model, not a curated record. Gene Ontology annotation, molecular function: transmembrane signaling receptor activity. Gene Ontology annotation, cellular component: plasma membrane.
AUGCUAUUUAUCUUUUUGACAGACAGCUGCUGUAACAGUGUGACAAAAAUUGAAAGUUAUGCAGGAUAUUCAGUGUCCUUCAGUUGUCUAUAUCAGCCUCAGUACCAGAACAACCUGAAGUACAUCUGCAGAGGAACACGGCCCUCCAUGUGUCUGCAACAGGCACUAAUCACCUCUUACAACAAAAAAAAUGGACGAUUCAGACUUAACGAUGAAAAUAUGUCAACAAAAUUCACAACAAAGAUUAGCAGUUUGACCCAAAGUGAUUCAGGGCGUUACCUCUGUGGCAUCCAAAGAAACUCUGACCUGCAUCUUUUCUAUGCUUUUGAGCUGAAAGUUAAAGACCGCUGCUGUGAUACUGUGACCAAUAUUGAAAGUUAUGAGGGAUACUCUGAGUCCAUCAAUUGUCCUCAUGAGAAUCAGUACCAGAACAGCCUGAAGUACAUCUGCAGAGGAAACCAGCCCUCCACAUGUCUGCAGGAUGCACUAAUCACCUCUAACAACAGAGAAAAUGGACGAUUCAGACUUAAUGAUGUAAAAAUGUCAAGAAUAUUCACAGUGACAAUUAGCAGCUUGACCCAAAGCGAUUCAGGGCAUUACCUCUGUGGUGUUCAAACAAACUCUGACCAUGAUGUUUUCUCUGCUGUUGAGCUACGAGUCAAAGAGUGGUGCUGUGUCACAUCAACUGAAAUAACAGGUACUGUGGGACAGCCACUAACUCUGCAGUGCCCUUAUCCUUCACAACAUCGGGAUAACAGGAAGUUCCUCUGUAAGGGAGACCACCGCAACAGCUGCAGAGACAUGGUGACGAGUAAAAGCAGAUUCGCACUACAAGGCGGUAUUUAUUCCAACUCUUUCUCAGUGACGAUCACAAAGUUAGAAGAAGCAGAUGCUGGGACAUACUGGUGUGGGUCAGACUCACAGUGGAGAGUUGGAAACUACACCAAGAUUCAGCUGUCAGUCGAAGAUGAAGCCACUGUGGACACAAAUGCACCCAAGGCAGAAGGUUUAGAGGAAGUGAUUGAUGCGAUGGAAAAUGAUGUCGAAUUCCACCCUUCCUUUCAAACUCCUGUGGCAAGAAGGAACUCCUAUUGUGUGCAUAAUAUUGUGUGCAACGCAAAGAUGUGGAGCCUUCAAAACCUGCUUUUCAUCCUCUGCAUUUCUCUGAGAUGUGCGACCAGUGCAGUAGGGGUGCUCAAUGUCACUGGAUAUCUGAGAAGAGAGGUUAACAUUUCCUGCUCUUAUGAUCUGGGUUAUGAAUCAUAUGAGAAGUACCUCUGUAAGAACAGUUGUGGCAAGGGUGAUGUUCUUAUUACAACAACAAACCCAGUGAACUAUAAAUACAUGAUCCAUGAUGACAAAAUAGCACGAAUCUUCACAACGACCAUCUCUGAUCUUCGUUCCAUGGAUGCCGGGAAAUACUGGUGUGGAGUGAAAAAAAUUUUCAAAGAUGUCUACACUGAAGUCGAGCUGAAACUAGUAAAAGACCGCUGCUGUGAUACUGUGACCAAAAUUCUGAAUUAUCAGGGAUAUUCAGAAUCCAUUAGUUGUCCGUAUGAGCGUCAGUACCAGAACAGCCUGAAGUACAUCUGCAGAGGAAACCGGCCUUCCACAUGUCUUCAGCAGGCACUAAUCACCUCUGACAACAAGGAAAAUGGACGAUUCAGACUUGAUGAUGAUAAAAUGUUAAAAAAAUUUACAGUGAACAUCACCAGUUUGAGCCAAGAGGACUCAGGGUAUUACCUUUGUGGUGUCCAAAGAAACUUUGACUUGGAUGUUUUCUCUGCAGUUCUGUUGGAAGUUGAAGAGUUCUGCUGUGUCAAAUCAACUAAAAUAAAUGGUACUAUGGGGCAGCCACUAACUUUGCAGUGUCCUUAUUCUCCACAACACCGGGAUAACAGGAAGUUCCUCUGUAAGGGAGACCAGCACAACAGCUGCAUGGACAUGACCAAUCAAAGCAGGUUCACUGUCCAUGAUAAUGUUUCUUCCAGCUCUUUCUUGGUGAUGAUUGCAGAGCUGGAAGCAGCUGACGCUGGGACAUACUGGUGUGGGUCAGAUUCACAGUGGAAAAUUGGAAACUACACCAAGAUGGAGCUGUCGGUUUUUCUGCAGCACACUCUGGGAACUCUGGAAACAAAUAACCCAGCACUCUAUGUGGUUUACAUUGUAACCCCUGUGCUCCUACUGAUGUGUGUCCUGUUUAUUCUUUAUAAGUACAGAUGUUCCACAGUUAAAGGUGAUGAAGCCACAAGCAGAAAUACCCAAAAUAAGCUAUAGAGCUCAGAGGAAGCGAUGGGGGCAGCAGAAAGUGGAGUAAGAGAAGUUUAAAGCCUUAAUAGAGUUUUGUUUCUUUAAUACACGUAAUUAUAAAUAUAGGGCAUAAAAUAAAUGACUGAUUUUUAUUUUUAGUUGCGUUUAAUAUGUAAAGUUUAUUUGUAAUGUAGCACAACUGGAAUUUCAUGAAGUCUCCCAUUUGGAGUCAUUGCGCAUACAUUUUUAUUUUUGAUGCUGAGAAAAUAGCAAAGUGAUGUAUGAAUGUUGAUGAAAUCCACACUAUAACAUGGGUUCAGUCUCGUUCUGUGACAGUAGGCAAACAGCUGAAAGUCACAAAGGUCAAUAUAAUUGCAAUUGGAAACUUGAAUUAUGUAUUCAAGAAAAUAACUUAUGUACAAGAGAAGUGCUCCCCUGGCCUUGUUUAAGUUCUAUGUGGGUUUCUGACAUUAAUUAUUGAUGAAUGAGUAUAUCAUAGUGCAGUCUUUUAUUGUGACACAUAGGGGAGGCUAUCGGCCAGCAGCCUGCACUUACAGAACCAUGGAUACAUAAUUUAUGUGCUGCUGUUUUGAUAAUUUCAGUCUUUGUGUUUUAGAUUCUGUAUUUAAAGAAGUAUCAACUGUUUGUACUUUCUUCAGUUUUCUUUAAAUAUAUUACAAGUCUGGAGAGACAUACGUGUAUCUUCCCUCAGUAGUGGAGGUAUACACUUGUAUGCAAUGACAUACAAUGACAAACAUUCUACACUGGCUGUAGUGCUACAAUAGAACAUUCAAAAAUGUUUCCAUGAAAUCCCAAGUGUCUGUAAUACAUGUCACUCAUAGUUCUGUUUAUUGUGUUGUUGUUUUUUUUAAUGGAACUCAAGAAGCUGAGAUGACUGGUAGCCACUAUGAGGAUAUCGGUGGAGAUGAAGUAUCUAUCAAAACUUUACCAGAAAAAAAAAAAUCUACCGUGAUACAAAAUUUCAGCAGAAGACUGUUUUGUUUUUUGCUUGAUUUUCAUAACAAAAUCUGCUGUUUUUAUAAAAUUGUAGAAAAACCAGAAUAUAAAUUAUCAACAUGAGUGUAAAGAGAAUUAAUAAGCAAAGCAAAAAAAAGUGCAUGGAAUUAAUUUUAAGUUUAACAGUAGAAUUAUUUUUGUUUAGCUUAGUAUUAUAUUUUACUGAUGCAUUCAAAGAAAAAAGAAAGAAAAUAAAACACAUG